Molecule: messenger RNA, 4248 nt
Organism: Sphaerodactylus townsendi
Lineage: Eukaryota; Metazoa; Chordata; Lepidosauria; Squamata; Sphaerodactylidae
Gene: TXLNA
Product: taxilin alpha
Exons: 11
Coding region: 314-2047 (577 amino acids)
Molecular function (GO): syntaxin binding
Source: RefSeq, a predicted model, not a curated record
UUGGUCACGCAUGCGCAAUCCCACGCCUUGGGCAGAGCCGCUUCCAGUUAACGACGCUGAGUUUUUUGGGGAUCCGAUACUAGCCGGGGUCGGCAGCUGAGGAGGAGAGGGCCCAGGGAAGCCGGCGGAGAACUUUGAUGCGAUCGAAUUCCUCUUCACCCUGAUUGGACGACGGUUGGGGACGCGUCAUAACGCCUGGCCGCGACGUCAUUUUUGUGUGAGUGACGUAUCUGAGGGGGGUGAGGAGGCGGAGGAUCCGAGGGAAGGGGGUACACAAAGGAACUGUUGAAAGUGGCUUUGGAAGAGUAAUACAAUGAAGAACCAAGAUGGGGAAAACAAAGCUGUCCUACUACCUGCCAGUCCUUCUAAAAUAAACUGUUGUCUGGGGCCAGAUGCUAGUGACUUAGCUGAGUCUCUUAUAAUGUCUUCAGGAAGCAGUAAAUGUACACACCCUCCUGAGCCGUACAACUCAAAGCCUUUGAUUGAUGGAAGCGGUCAAACUCCAGCAAGCGAAGAACAAAGCAAGAAAGAGGCAUCUAUGACAGAGGAAGCGGCAUCCCAGCCCCACCAGUCUGCCACCUGUGAUGUCUCUGAAGAACUGAGCAGACAGCUGGAGGAUAUCCUGAACACUUACUGUAUGGAUACUAACCAAGAAGGUCCAGGAGAUGAAAGUGGGCAGAAUGAACCUGUAGAGCUGGAUGAGGCUGAAAAGGGCCGGAGUGAGUCCCCACGGAAUGGCGAGCAGGAACAGAGUUGUCCUGAGAUAAAUGGGGAAAAAGAGAGCCCUAGGGGAACCAAUGAUGAGGGUACAGAGCGUGAUCAGAAGCGAGCCCAGGAAAAAAAGAAGGCCAAAGGGCUUGGAAAGGAGAUCACAUUGCUGAUGCAGACCCUCAACACCCUCAGCACAUCAGAGGAGAGGUUGGCAGCCCUCUGCAAGAAGUAUGCAGAACUGCUGGAAGAGCACCGGAACUCUCAGAAGCAGAUGAAAAUCUUGCAGAAAAAGCAGACUCAGCUGGUGCAGGAGAAGGACCAUUUACGGAGUGAACACAGCAAGGCGAUUUUGGCCCGCAGCAAGUUGGAGAGCUUGUGCCGGGAGCUUCAGAGGCACAACCGCACCCUCAAGGAGGAGGGCGUCCAGCGUGCCCGUGAAGAAGAGGAAAAGCGGAAGGAGGUGACCUCCCAUUUUCAGGUGACGCUCAAUGACAUCCAGUUGCAGAUGGAGCAGCAUAACGAGCGCAACUCCAAGCUGCGGCAGGAAAACAUGGAGUUGGCUGAGCGCCUGAAGAAGCUGAUUGAACAGUACGAGCUUCGAGAGGAGCACAUCGACAAAGUCUUCAAACACAAGGACUUGCAGCAGCAGUUGGUGGAUGCCAAACUCCAGCAGGCCCAGGAGAUGCUGAAGGAGGCUGAGGAGAGAUACCAGCGAGAGAAGGACUUUCUGUUAAAAGAGGCUGUGGAGUCCCAGAGAAUGUGUGAGUUGAUGAAGCAACAGGAGACCCAUCUUAAGCAGCAGCUGGCCCUCUAUACAGAGAAGUUUGAAGAGUUUCAGAAUACCCUUUCCAAAAGCAGUGAGGUGUUCACCACUUUCAAACAAGAAAUGGAGAAGAUGACAAAGAAGAUCAAGAAGCUGGAGAAAGAGACCACAAUGUACAGGUCUCGCUGGGAAAGCAGCAACAAGGCUCUUCUGGAAAUGGCAGAAGAGAAAACACUCCGGGACAAAGAGCUGGAAGGGCUCCAGGUGAAAAUCCAGCGCCUUGAGAAGUUGUGCCGAGCCCUGCAGACGGAGCGCAAUGACCUGAACAAGAAGGUCCAGGACCUGUGUGCCCUCUCUUCUCCAGCCGCUGGCAUGAGCACCCUGGAACUACCAAAGGACCAAUUGCCAGGCAGCUCAGAUGAACUGGCACCCCAGGAUAGUGUGGCGGGGGAAUGCUUUCCUCCAGCACAGGAGGGCUGCUGCGCAGGACCACCUGCUGAGACCCUUGGUGAACUGAGCAUAGCAGCACAAGCCCAGGAGGAGGCAGAGGCAGCUGCAAAUUCUGUUGAGUGAAGGUGGAAGAAGGGAGGCUGACUGGCAAACUUCAAGAGACUCAUCUAGUCACCUUUCCUGAAGCCAGGGCUGGGGGUGAGAGCUCAGCCCUCCUGGGCCUUUGAGAUUCUCCAGUUAACAGUUUUUUUUACAAUAUUGAAAGCUUUUUUGAGGGGGUUGCUUUUUUAAAAGAUCUGUAUAUGACACAAAGUUCACAGGGUAACCCCCACUUUUUAGAGAAAGACAGAAUGAAACUAGGAUCAGUCCACUUUGGUAUGUGUCAGGUGACUCUCUAUAUUUAAGGCAGCGUCACCAAAAGACCUUGUGACAGGUGAUCCGGGGCAAACCUCUCACCCGUUUCACAUUUGCAGUGCCUGUUUGACCCCUAAAGCUUAAUGGGUGCUGUGCUGUGAAUGCAAAUGAAAAGCAAAAGUGGAUAUCAGAGGGGCUUGGGGGAUUUCCCCCCCUUCGUAAAAGUUUCAAGGGGGAAAAAUAUAGCCCCAAAGUUUAACCCCAGUACAGGAGACUCAGGAGUUUGGUAUGUUAUGAGUUGUUUAAUUUUGAGAUUUACUUUUUUAAAAAGAGAAUUAAGUCAGUGUGGUUUUGUUUCAUGGGGAACUGAGAGACUAAGACCAUGAAGCCCUGUCAGUUUGAAGGAGAGGAGGCAAUCCCUUCCAGGACUUUGCUAUUCCCAGAAUCUGUGUCUCAAUAGCCUUAUAACUUCACCGUUGCCUCUAUGCUUAUAUGCACACACGCACAAGCGUAUGUAUUAAAGGUUUAAUCCAAAGGUUUUUACUUCCUUAAGUGUUUUGCACAAAACGAAUGUCCACGCACCUGUUUGUGCGGAGCAUAUCCCUGGGGCAGGAGGGGGGUACCUUACCCCAGCAUCUUCCUCUCCGUGGGCCUUGGUAUUCAGUGACAGGGUGACACAAUUUGACUUCCCUUUCAAACACUGUUGGGUAACAAACACAGAACUACAUAUCUGCAGCUGUCUGGAGCUUGUCAGGAAUGACUCGAAUUCUUUACCUUAACUGCAGUUUUACAGGCCAUCCUUUCUGCUGAAUCUUGUGGAGGAGACAAAAAGAUGUCCCGCUUAGCCUUUAACAAUUCCUCUGUUGGUUUUUCAGCUUAUUUCUGUUUGAGGCCCAGUUUACGGUCAUACAUUUUGUUCCACUUCCUGAUUUUCCAACCAGUUGCAGAUUUCAUCUUUUGUGUGUUCGCCCUUGCCACAUAUUUUUUGGAAAGUUAACUUCCCUCCCUUUCUAGACCCUUUUUUAAAGACUUAGCAUUCCAUUCUUGCAAAGCUGUUUGCAGACCAGAUAUGUGUUGCAUUAUGAGCUUUUGGGAGCCAGCGUGUAAGAGCAGUCAGCGGAAAGGCACGCUUGUGCCCGUCACCCAGUGACUUCCCUGUACUUCACCUUCCACCGGAUUUCAGCAUUUCUUUGGCACAGCCUCCUGUUCAAACGAGCAGAUCAACUUCCUCCACUUUUCUGGGGUUUGCUUAUAUUUUCUUGGGCCCCUCAUUGGAAAUGGUGAUUCCAUCACCGUGGCUUCUGGCGUUUGGUGGGGAUGGUAGAAAGCUAAUGAUGUGGAUGUAAAGGGGGACCACAACUCACAUCUUGGCUGACUAUUGGGCCGGAAUUGGCCACCGCUGUUCAGAUAUAUCCCUGCUCUUGCUCUUUCAUGGGAACCUUCACAUCAUUUUAACAGGUGUUGCACAAAUAGGCUAUAUCCUGAUCUGUUGUACAUAUAUUUUGUAUCCAAUAGAAACCAACAUAAACUCGAUGGCACGUUUGAAGCUUUCUUUCUUCCUUCCACUUUGAACAGCAUGGUUGAUCUUGAAUCUCAUGGAGUUUGCUAUUCCUAGACUCCAUCCCAAUUAGUAUAAACAUUUGGACAGGGCUUGCACUAUUUGUAUUGCUUUCCUGUGUGCUCUUUCAAAGAAAUGGGUGAAUCUUGAAUUGGCUGACUUAAUUGGGCUUUGAAAAAGUAUGGUGUGUAUACAGCUGAGAUAAACUUUUUAAAAUUUUGAGAAUCUGGAAGUGGUGGCAUGCGACUUAAGAGAAUGGCAGAAUUCUUCAGCUUCAGAACCAGGUUGUUGGGACCCAGUUCAGGUACACAACUGGUAUUUUUCCACCCUGAACUGCUUAAGUAUAUGCUGAAACAGGGUGAUACCUUACUGUUUAUACUACAAUAUAAAUUAAACUAAUAUUGUACAUUUA